GCCAUGAUAUCCUUCCAAAAUUGAGCCGGCGAUAUCAGAGGUGAUGUGGCGUGCGCGCACCGGAGUUACGGAAAAGUAUGCAUCUCAGUAUCUCAGUAUCAGUGAGUGGCUUGUCCACUGCCCAGCGGCCGCACCGUGCAGAUCUAAAAGUAGAAAACCCCGAUUCAUCCGUGGGCCAUGCAUACUACACACAUACAUGCAUACCGUCUGCGCACGCCCACCCACGGGAUCGAAAAGGCACACACUUGAAUGAGUCUCCAUCAACCAAACGAGACAAACGCCUCCCUCUCACCCUCCCUCCACAGAAUCGCCGACGCCGACACAGACUACUUUCAAGUCUCGAAUAUCUAUCAAGGCCAGGCCAGACCAAUCUACUAUCCACUCCGUUACCCGUGCGUAGAAAAAUAAACAGUGCUCCUAGCUAUAUACUCCAGAUAGGCAUGUAUGUGUGUAGAUAUGUGUUGCUGGAUGCAAACGUACGGCGUCAGUGCGUCUUUGGCCAUGGCAUGCAUGAGCAUGAGCACGAGCAUGAUGAGCAUGAGUACGAGCAUGAUGAGCAUGAGCAUGAGCGUGGAGGCGCUUCCGGGAAACGAAACGAGACGAUACGAGACAGAACAGAACGGGACAGAACAGGAGUCGAAACAGAACGAGACAAAAUGAUAAGUGAUAACUGAAUACAUAAGUAGGGAAGAGUGGAGUGGAGAGUGGAGUGAAAGGUCUCUUAAUUCCGGUAAAGAUUGGGGCAAGUGAUGGGGCAAGUGAUG
Molecule: messenger RNA, 764 nt
Organism: Tricharina praecox
Lineage: Eukaryota; Fungi; Ascomycota; Pezizomycetes; Pezizales; Pyronemataceae
Exons: 1
Coding region: 78-674 (198 amino acids)
Source: RefSeq, a predicted model, not a curated record